AGCGGAGGAAGGUCGCGCGCCCUCUUCCGCCCGAGUUCCGGCGCCUCAACACCCGGCUUCUGAGCGGAGCGGGCGCGCGCCGCCCCUCUGCGCAGGCGCGGUGUGGGGUCCCCGCGCGCGGCGCUAUGCCGGCCGCGCACGUCUCGCGUGUCCGGGCAUUGUAUCGGCGCGUCUUGCUGCUGCACCGGGCGCUGCCCCCAGACCUCAAAGCCCUUGGCGAUCAGUACGUGAAGGACGAAUUUAGGAGGCAUAAGACGGCCGGCGCUGCCGAGGCCCAGCGUUUCUUGCAGGAAUGGGAGGCAUAUGCAGCAGUGCUAUGGCAACAAGCUAAUGAAAACAGACAAAAUUCAACUGAAAAAGCAUGUUUUGGAGCCGUCCUACCAGAAGAAAAACUUAAUGACUUUCGCGAUGAACAAAUCGGACAGUUGCAGGAGCUGAUGCAAGAAGCCACUAAACCCAGCAGGCAAUUUAGUAUUACUGAGCCCAGGAAGCCAAAAUUUUAGUCUAUACCGUGAGGCUUAACAAAGCAUUUAAAGUGCAGAACCCCUUGUUUUAACUAAAGUUUAUUUCUUCAGCUUUAAGAAUGCCUGGUGUUAAUGAAAUCUAUGUAUUUAAUUUGGGGUUGUUAUGAAUGCUGUCUUCAACAUACAGAUAAGGAUCACUGGUAGCCGGAACUUUACAGUAUGGAGGUGACAGUACUCGCUGGAGGGGAUUUGAUUUUUGGACUAAACAAAGAACGGCUCUUUUAAAAUGGACAAUCUUGUGGAUUUUUUUAUAUAUAUAUAUAUAAAUUUGUUUUUAAUGCUAUUCUUGUCCAAGCAUUAGCCUUGUGGUUUUAGCUUCAUCAGAUAAGUAUAUCAUGGUAAUGAUAGAUGUGCAAUUUCAACAAGGUUAUUAUUUAAAUAUAUUGUCAUCCUGAAAAUUUCAUCAUUUCUACUUUAAUACAUAAUGAUUAAAUAUUAUUAUUAAUAUGUGGUUAUUCUCUUAAAUGUCCUUUCUCCCUGAGUCAUUGUUUAUUUACAAUGAAAGGUUAAAAAGAAGCUUUAAGAUUCAGUAUUACAAUAUCAUUUGUAUAAUCUGUUAUACAACAUGUAAUACAUUUCUACAAUGUUAAUAACAGCUAACUCCAUAAAUUCAGUAAUUUGUAGUUAUCUUGAAAAUAUCAUUUAUUGCCUAAUGGUUGGGGAGAUAAAAACACUUUCAUAAACUUUUCUUACAUUUAAGUUGCUUAUAAAGUGAAAAAAAUCAAAUGGUAAUCCCAUUUGCUUCCUCAAAUGUUUAUGAAUUUAAAAAAAUAUUACAAACUAAAAUGACUUGUAUUUUUAGUUGUGGAUGUUUACUCUGAGAUCUCUGAAGUGAUCCUUUUUCAGAUGCAAUUCCAUUUAUAUCAGGUCUUUUUUCCCCUCAGUUUUAUUGAGAAAUAAUUGAUAGAUAUCACUGUAGAAGUUUAAGGCGUACCACAUGAUAUGUCACCUCUUUCAAAACUGAUUCGUAUAUGCGCCUUGGAGGCUUCAUAGUAUUAACUGUUCUUUAUUGCUUUUAAACCACUCCUACUUGGUUUGUAUACUGCCUAACUCUCCUUUAGGUUAUUAUUUUUCUUUUCUUUUUUUUUUUUUUAACAGUCGUGUUCUCUGGGAUUUCAUCUUCAAGACUCUUACUUUACACAUCCAUUGCUUCAAAUAUUAGUAAACUCUUGUCUGUACACCAACCUAAAUCUCAUUUUCGACUCAUUUAAAAUCAAACUCACUCCUCUUCCCUUUUCAGUGAGUGCAUGAUAUUAACUUAUAUCCAGUUCACCAGUUCAGAAUUCUAAAAUUCAGCCUAGAUUUCACCAUUUCCCUAGAGCCUUUUUCUCAUUAUUCAGCAAUUCUGACAACACCAUGUGGUGGAUUGAAAAUGACCAUAGUUCUGUACCGCUCCUGGUACUAUGCCCUUUUCAGAGUAACUUUGUAGCUCUUUUCAUCAAGAAUUCCAUCUAUUUUCCAAUUCUUCAAACCUGGACUGGCCUUGCUGCUUGAUUUGCUCAAAAGAAUGUGGGCAGUGACAUCAACCUUGGGGUCUAAGCCUCAGAGCCUUGCAUCCUUUCAGCUGCUCUAUUGGAAAACUCCCCGGCUGCCAUGUGAACAAGCUCCGGCUGGCUAAGCAGAGGAUGAGAGAACGCAGGGAACAGAAGGGAAGCACCCCAGCGGAAGCCACCCUAGACGAGCCAGCUCUCAGCCAACUGCAGAUCCAUGAAUGAGCCCAUACGAAACCAGACGCCUGCCCAGCUGGUUUCAGCUGAUUGCCAAUCAUAAGCUAAAUAAAUGGUAGAUUUUUAAAAUAACUAUA
Molecule: messenger RNA, 2328 nt
Organism: Hipposideros armiger (great roundleaf bat)
Lineage: Eukaryota; Metazoa; Chordata; Mammalia; Chiroptera; Hipposideridae
Gene: SDHAF3
Product: succinate dehydrogenase complex assembly factor 3
Exons: 2
Coding region: 126-503 (125 amino acids)
Biological process (GO): succinate metabolic process; mitochondrial respiratory chain complex II assembly
Cellular component (GO): mitochondrial intermembrane space; mitochondrion
Source: RefSeq, a predicted model, not a curated record